ACUGAGCAUCAUCAUUAACUGUCAACAAAAACAUUUAUUUUAAAGAAUUGCAAUUGUUAUAAAAUAAUGGAAACAUUAGUGAGCCAGUUAAAUUUUAGUCUCGGAUGUCGAGUUUGUCGUCAACUUUUAGCAAAAGCAACAAGCGUUGGAUUUGAUGAAUAUAUUCCAGACUUAACUAUAAAAUAUCGAGAUGCAUUUAAAGAUUGCACAGAAAUGGAAGCUUUGAAAAAUGACGGGCUUCCCCAGCGUCUUUGUUCCGACUGUGCUGCUAAACUCACAAUUUCUUUCCAAUUCCGAAAAGAUGCCUUUGAAUCCGCUAAAGUAUUAAAAGGUUACAGCGAUGCUGAAAAAUCAGAAAAUGAUAUAUAUGAAAACAUGAAAUUUGAAGAUGAAGAGUUUGUUGUGUACGAAACAAUUGAAGAAUUAGAUGAAGAAUGCAGUCAAGAUGACAAAAUUUCCCAAAUUGAAGAAGUUAAUAUUCAAAGUGGAGGCGGAGGUGGAGACGAUAACGACGCAGUUUCAUUUUUAGCCCGAAUUUUAAAGCCAAAAACAGACUCAACUAAACUUUUUGAAGUGAAAAAGAUCUCACCUAAGAAGAAAGACGAAUCUGGCUUCGAUGAUCCGAAUCGUAAACAUGCCUGCAAUGUCUGUAACAAAAAGUUUCAAAAACGAUCAAAUCUUAUCGACCACUUGAGAUUGCAUGCAAAUGUUAAGGUUUUCUCCUGUGAAUAUUGUGAAAAAUCUUUUGUGCAAGCUGGAAAUUAUAAAGCUCACCUUCGGACACAUACCAAAGAGAAACCUUAUGCUUGUGAAUAUUGCAACAAAGCAUACAGUCAAUCAAGCUCCCUUAAAAUUCAUAUACGCUCGCAUACUCAAGAGAAGAAUUACAUUUGCGAGGUUUGUGAUAAAGCUUUUACAAAUUCAUCUGAUUUAGGAAAACACAAAUUGAUUCAUGAUCCUGUUAAAAAGUUUAGGUGUGAUGAAUGCAAUCGUCAUUUCACACAGAAAAUUCAUUUACGAAAACAUCUACAUAAACAUCACCCAGCAGUUGAAUUUCAAUAUGAUGUCAAAGAUUCAACGACAAUAUUAAAACUAGAAGAACUUGACGAAUCAAAAGUAAUUUUCGAAGAAGAAUUUGAACUUAUCGACGAGGAAGAAGAAAGUCAGUCAUCGAGUAAAUAAAUAAAUAAAAUAAGAUUAUUUAAUUCAAAUAUUAAACAUUUAUGUAUGCUAGAUUGUAUGUAAAAAAAUUAACUUUAUUCAUUAAAGAACUUAUAAA
Clunio marinus is the source of this 1279-nucleotide messenger RNA. The record is from the annotation of a GenBank genome assembly. NCBI's taxonomy places the organism in Eukaryota, Metazoa, Arthropoda, Insecta, Diptera, Chironomidae.